This is a messenger RNA of Condylostylus longicornis, 432 nucleotides long. RefSeq lists its product as uncharacterized. NCBI's taxonomy places the organism in Eukaryota, Metazoa, Arthropoda, Insecta, Diptera, Dolichopodidae. The record is from RefSeq and is a predicted model, not a curated record. The transcript is spliced from 4 exons. The coding region runs from base 1 to 432 and encodes 143 amino acids.
AUGAUUAAUUCAGUUGUACGAAACGAAAUGCCGUCGAAGUACAUUAUUAAAAAACCUCCGCUAUCUAAACCACAAUUACAAUGGUAUAAAAUCUUAUUAGCCCAUAGAGUUGGACUUAAGCCAAGAGAACUUAAACGUAGAAAAUCUCAAAUUUACUACUCCGAUAUUUGUGCAUUACGAUAUUCUAAAAAGAGGUCAGAAUAUACACAACAAAUAUGCCAAGAAAUUGAAAAUUUAGAAAUGAUUCAACCGACUGCAAUGCAAGCAAUGAGAUUUCAUAGAUUAUUCUCCAUUACAACAUUAUGGCCACCAUUAUUUUCUAAGAGUGACAUUCAAUGGACAAUCAAUACCUUUGAUGAUUUCAUUUCACGAAAAGAUCGCUGGCGUAUUGAAAAAGUUUUAAAUGGAGGAAAUAGUCGUCUUCGAUUUUAA